UCUGGUUGGCAUGAAUUACUCGAUGGCCGGAAGACUUGAGGUGUACCAUAACUCUCAAUGGGGCACGGUCUGUGACGACUUUUUCCACGCAGCAGCUGUUAGAGUGGCCUGUCGCCAGCUUGGCUUUUCUGGUCAGGAGGGAUCUGUCAUCGGGACCACACUUCCUGGUUCCGGGCACAUCUGGUUGGAUGACGUGACCUGUAAUGGAGACGAGUCGUCCUUAUUCUCUUGUUGGCAUACUAAUUGGGGCCAAACCGACUGCCGUCAUGCAGAAGACGUCUACAUUAGUUGUGGCUUCGAAGGCUCUGAAGAAAUCCGCCUGGUUGGACUAAACUCAUCUACUUCCGGAAGACUUGAAGUCAGCGUAGGGACCGGCUGGAGUACCGUUUGUAGCGACUACUUCAACGCAAGAGCCGCUAGAGUCGCAUGUCGUCAACUGGGUCUCCCUGAAGAACCGGCGAUUAGUUUCCCAAACGCAAACCUUGCCGGAACCGGGGCCAUCUGGUUGUACGGUACCGAGUGUGAUGGCAACGAGACGUCUCUAUAUUCUUGCAAUCAUUACAUAUUUGAUCAGCAUAACUGUCACCACGACCAAGAUGUCGUCAUCAUAUGUGGACAUGACCUGGAAACUUCUAGGGUUAGACUUGUGAACGGUACCUCUGACAACGGAGGCCGGGUUGAAGUGUUCCGUAAUGGAGUGUGGGGGACAGUUUGUGACGACGAUUUUAAUCAGAAUGCCGCCAUGGUAGUCUGUAGCAUGCUCGGCUUCCCCACGGUGUUCUGUAACUACAAGAGUGGAGCUAUUGCUAAACCUCAGGCAUAUUUUGGUCAGGCUUCGAAGAAUACAACGAUUUUACUGGAUGACGUUAACUGCCACGGAAAUGAAGAUGACCUUGACUCCUGUCGCCACCGUCCUUGGGGAAAUAUUCGCCUGGUCGGCAUGAAUUCCUCGGCGGCCGGAAGACUUGAGGUGUACCAUAACUCUCAAUGGGGCACGGUCUGUAACGACUUUUUCAAUGCAGCAGCUGUCAGAGUGGCCUGUCGACAGCUUGGCUUUCCUGGAGAACCGGCGAUUAUUCUCCCAAACGCACACCUUGCCGGAACCGGGGCCAUCUGGUUGUUCAAUACCAAGUGUGAUGGCAACGAGACGUCUUUAUUCUCUUGCAAUCAUUCCGUAUUUGGUCAGCACAACUGUCACCACAACAAAGAUGUCGUCAUCAAAUGUGGGCGUGGCCCGGAAAAUUCUACUGUUAGACUUGUGAACGGUGCCUCUGACAACGAAGGCCGGGUUGAAGUGUUCCGUAAUGGAGUGUGGGGUACAGUUUGUGACGACGAUUUUAAUCAGAACGCCGCCAUGGUAGUCUGUAGCAUGCUGGGCUUCCCACGGAGUGGAGCUAUUGCUAAACCUCAGGCAUAUUUUGGUCAGGCUUCGAAGAAUACACCGAUUUUACUGGAUGACGUUGUCUGCCACGGAAAUGAGGAUGACCUUGGCUCCUGUCGCCACCGUCCUUGGGGAAGUAACAACUGUAACCAUUCGGAAGAUGUUGGAGUGACUUGCCCGGUUUAG
Liolophura sinensis is the source of this 1567-nucleotide messenger RNA. Its product is annotated as scavenger receptor cysteine-rich type 1 protein M160-like. Lineage: Eukaryota; Metazoa; Mollusca; Polyplacophora; Chitonida; Chitonidae. Gene Ontology annotation, cellular component: membrane. The record is from RefSeq and is a predicted model, not a curated record.